UGCUUCGUGACGUCAUGUAGCUGCGACCAUUUGUUCAGUUCGUUUCUUCUCAGUAACUCGGUGAACGUCGGCAGUGGAUCAUAGUUGGUCACAGGAUGCAUCCAGGAAUAGUUUCACCUGGAUCUGGAUCAAAAGCAGUCAGAAGUUCUCCUCGUUUGUCUCCCCAGGACACCAGCAACACAAAAUCAAACAAGGAAAGGAAAGGAGGAAGCAGUCUGAAGGAACUGAAGAGGAGAGGAAGGAUGGACAGAAGCAGAGAGGAAAAAGAUGAAGAGCUGAAUGAGCAACUGCAGCGGCUGGAUGUAUCCAGCAGGACAGCAGCCACAGGAACUGGUCUGGUUUACACCGAAACCUUCACUUGCCAUAAAAACCUGUGGGAGGCCAGUCACCCAGAGAGUCCGGACAGAGUGACAAGCAUCAUGAAGGAGCUUCAGAGACAAGACCUGCUGUCUCACUGUGUCUCAGUCCAGCCCAGAGAAGCUACUGAAGAAGAGCUCCUGCUGGCACACAUGAAACAGUAUGUGGAUCUGAUGAGAUCGACUCAGACGAUGUCAGAGCUCGAACUCCACGCCCUGUCCGACACCUACGACUCCAUCUACCUGCACCACGACUCGUUCCAGGUUGCCUCCUUAGCCGUGGGUUCCGUCCUGCAGCUGGUGGAUAAGGUCAUGACCUCAGAACUCAGGAACGGGUUCGCUGUGGUUAGGCCUCCAGGUCAUCAUGCUCUGUGUAAUGCCUCAAACGGUUAUAGUAUUUUCAACAACGUGGCGAUUGCUGCUCGCUACGCUAAAACCACAUAUGCAGUCAGCAGGGUCUUGAUCGUGGACUGGGAUGUUCAUCACGGUCAGGGAAUCCAGUCCAUGUUCCAGGGAGACCCCAGUGUGCUGUAUUUCAGUGUCCACAGGUACGAACACGCGUCUUUCUGGCCACACCUCCGCCUGUCUGACAGUCACUUUAUCGGCAGCGGUCCAGCAGGAGGUCGAACCAUCAACCUGCCCUGGAACCAGCCUGGGAUGACGGAUGCUGAUUACAUCACAGCGUUCCAUCACGUGCUGCUGCCGGUGGCCUGUGAGUUUCAGCCACACCUGGUCCUGGUUUCUGCUGGAUUUGAUGCUGCAGUUGGAGAUCCAAAGGGGCAGAUGUCCGUGAGUCCUCACUGUUUCUCGGUUUUGACCCAUAUGCUGAUGGGUUUAGCUGAAGGUCGACUUAUUCUCACUCUGGAGGGAGGUUAUAACCUGCAGUCAACAGCAGAGGGUGCUGCAGCCUGUGUCGGCGCCCUAUUGGGCAGAGCCUCUCCCUGCCUGACUCCACCCAUGGCUCCAUCUGAUAGUGCUCUGGCGUUAAUCUCUCAGACUGUCUCGGCUCUUUGUCCACACUGGGCGUCUCUGCGAGUCUUCGAAAGCGUCCCGUCUGUGGAGGGUGAUGUCAUCAGAGCAACAGCCAAUGAGAGGAGGAUGGUUGGAGGUGGUCCUGCCCUCUCUGUUGCCACGGCUACAGGUCUGGUUUAUGAUGAGAGGAUGAUGGAACAUCUGAACAUGUGGGACAGACAUCACCCAGAACAGCCUCAGAGAAUCUUUAGAAUCUUUGCCGAGCAUGAAGAGCUGGGAUUGGUUGACCGGUGCAAGCGGAUUCCGUCUCGCUUAGCGACAGCGGAGGAGCUGACCAUGUGUCACAGUGUGGACUACGUGGAGGUGAUGAAGUCCACGGCUGGGAUGAAGCCCAGAGACCUGCACAAACUGGUACAAGAUUACAACUCCAUCUAUAUCAACAACCAGAGCUUCAGUUCGGCUCAGCUGGCAGCAGGAAGCUGCUUCAACGCUGUGGACGCCAUCAUGACAGGACAGGUUACUAACGGCGUCGCUAUCGUUCGCCCGCCGGGUCACCACGCCGAAUGGGGCUCCGCGUGUGGUUUCUGCUUCUUCAACACGGCAGCGCUCACGGCUCGAUAUGCCCAGAAAAUCAGCCAGUGUCCAGACUUACGGGUCCUCAUCUUGGACUGGGACGUUCACCAUGGUAACGGGACACAGCACAUCUUUGAGGAUGAUGACAGCGUCCUCUAUGUGUCCCUCCAUCGCUAUGACAACGGGACAUUCUUUCCCUCAUCAGAGGAUGCAGCCCCACACAAGGUGGGCAUGGCCCAGGGGGUGGGGUUCAACGUUAACGUGGCGUGGAGCGGCGGCAGGAUGGGAGACUCUGAGUAUCUUGCUGCUUUUCACCAUGUCGUCAUGCCGAUCGCGACCGAGUUCUGUCCUGAGCUGGUUCUGGUGUCCGCGGGCUUUGAUGCAGCUCGUGGUGACCCACUGGGUGGAUACCGCGUGACUCCAGAGGGCUACGCCCACCUGACGCACCUGCUGAUGUCACUGGCUGGAGGGCGGGUGCUUCUCAUUCUGGAGGGAGGUUACAAUUUGUCAUCCAUUUCCAGCUCCAUGGCGAUGUGCACCAGCGUGCUGCUCGGCGAUGCUCCUCCCCCUUCAGCCAAACCCUACAGCCCCCCUCAUCCUAGCGCUAUGGCAACCAUCAACCAAGUCAUCCAAUAUCAUGCCCCCUACUGGCGGUCUAUGAGAAUACACAUCCCGCCUUCUGUCUGGGCAUCUGUUCCCUCACUGACGCAUCAUGGGAAACGUAUUUCCAAAGAAAAAAGCAGAAAAUCUGAGCAGAUCAGCAGGAAUGUCCCGCCACUGCCCCCUCCAGGCCAGGAAGAGCAAACGGAGGACAGCGGUCUGGAGCUGCUUACUCAGGGAUUGGACAAUUUGAAUCUCAGUGAGAACUCAGCUGACUCUGUUCCAAUCACAUCCACACCCGUGGGUGGAGCCAGACCAAAGACCCGCCUCAACCGAGAGGAAAGCAGAAGUGAGGGGAGGGCAGGGUCAAGUGGAGUGACACCUGAGCUCAGCAAAUCAGAAGCCAGCACACUGCAGCAGCCUGAGACUGCUGCUGCAGGGGGGGCGGAGCAAGACGCACAGGGAGCUUGUGGUUGGUCAAAGCCAGCAGCAGCUCUGGAGGUGUUCUCUGCAGCAGAACUGGGCGGAACCAUCAUGUACCUGGUGGACCCUCUGUCCUGGUGCCCUCACCUUGAUGCUGUUAAGCCCGUCCCACCUUCAGGAAUCGAUGUCUUCCAGCCGUGUCAGAGCUGCAGCUCCAAGGCCGAGAACUGGAUCUGUCUCACCUGCUACCAGGUGUUCUGUGGUCGCUAUGUCAAUGAGCACAUGGUGUCUCACGGUGCCGACUCAGAGCAUCCUGUGGUGCUGAGUUUGGCUGAUCUGUCGGUUUGGUGUUACAUCUGUGAAUCUUACAUACACAACCAGAUUCUCUUUGAAGUGAAAAAUGCUGCUCACUGUGCCAAGUUUGGGGAGGAAAUCCGUUGGUGGAACUGAGCCCUGAGGGACCCCAUUGGUUCCACGCUGUGAUUGGACUGUUGAGCGUCGCCCUGGAAACCACAGCCAGCAGCAUUGGUGCUUUGUGCCAAAUUUUACUUCAAUUUUAAGUCAAAAUGUAACACAGCUGCCAAAAUAACAAACGUUAGGGUUUUUUAUGUCACUUUGUGUCACUUUGUGAAUCUUCACAGAAAAGUGGUGCUGAGCUCCUUCAGUGUCACCAGCAGGUCGUUUUUUCGAUUCCCGCUAAAUGUGACAAAUCACCAGCAGCAAAAAAUUUUAAAUUAAGAAGCAGCUUUAAUAUUUAUGAAUAAUUUUGAGGCCUCAUUUCCAAAAAAAAAAAACAUCUUAAGUUUGUUUUAAAACUUUGUUUGCAUUUUGUCUUCUGAGCUAAUGUGUGAAAAUCCACUGUGUGCACCAAAGAGUCACAAAGUCACACAAACAGUGUGUUACUUUAAGAAUCAAAGUUUUAUUGAGUGAGAAAUCCAUAAACCGGGAGAAAGACGCUCAGCAUGGCCUGUUUUUGCUGGCGUACAGAUGCUCAAGGUCGUUUUGUUCAGUUUGUGACUCAACACUGAAUGAUCCCGAACAGAAACACGGUCAUUAAUCACCAUGUGGGGGUCGGACUUCAGUCUCAGUUUUCACUCUGAUGUCAUCAUUUGUGGGCGUGUCUGACAGAAGACGCGGGUGUUGGGAAGCGGAUGUUUCUAAUGAACAGCCUGAUGACGUAGUUCUCAGUUUGAAGAGCUGCUUGAUGGAAGGGGUGUUUUAAGAUUUUUUUGUUGUGUUCAAAUCUUGUUUUUGGUCAUUAAGGAGAAAGGAGGUCCAGACAUGGAGUUUGUUUAGUUCAGACCGUGUUUUGUUUUUCAGUCACAAACAUCCCAAAACCUUUGUUCAUUUAAGAAAGAAAAAAAAAAGCCAAGCAUGUAAACCAUCAUUUUCUUUCUUACAUUUCUUUUCUGGUGUUAAAAAAAGAAUCUUAUUUCAGAGCUGUAAAAUGGUUACAAAUGAGAAUUCCAUCAAAACUUCAAUUCAGGGGGAAUUACUUGGUGAAGGCAUCGUGUGGCGUUCAGUCACAACACGCUGUGCAAUAUUGUUUUUCUGCACUUUUUUCUGUUUGUAAACUGAAAAUUAAAAAAUUCAUUGCUUUU
This is a messenger RNA of Thalassophryne amazonica, 4525 nucleotides long. RefSeq names its product histone deacetylase 6 (gene hdac6). Lineage: Eukaryota; Metazoa; Chordata; Actinopteri; Batrachoidiformes; Batrachoididae. The record is from RefSeq and is a predicted model, not a curated record. Gene Ontology annotation, biological process: chromatin organization. The coding region runs from base 96 to 3374 and encodes 1092 amino acids. Gene Ontology annotation, cellular component: histone deacetylase complex. The transcript is spliced from 30 exons. Gene Ontology annotation, molecular function: histone deacetylase activity; zinc ion binding.